This is a messenger RNA of Iphiclides podalirius (scarce swallowtail), 300 nucleotides long. Lineage: Eukaryota; Metazoa; Arthropoda; Insecta; Lepidoptera; Papilionidae. The record is from the annotation of a GenBank genome assembly.
AUGAAAAGGGGGGCGUGGAAUAUGUCCAGUGGGCCUGUCGGGCUAACAUUGAGCCACGACGUUACUGAGGAUGAGCACGACGCCGUAACAGAUAACUGUACCGACGCCGAGGCUACGGAGUGUACGCCGCGAUCCCGAGCGAUGCAUAAAGAAGAGCUGACGUAUUUGAACAGCAUCGACAUCAGGUUCUGCAGCACGGGGACAUCGGCAGUAGACACUUCUGCCGGUUUACUGCGGGGAAGGAAAUACGGAGGAACGGCGUUGCUCUGGAAUACGAGCGACGGUGGCGGGCCGAGGAAG